GUCACCAACAGGGGGCGCUGUGGAUGUCAUAAAUAUUUUCGGUUUUGUUCACCGUUGUCACGUCUCGCGCCGGAGAACAAGGAUUAAAAGAGCAGCGGAAUUAUCUUCAAGUCACUUGCAGUAAAUGAUCAUCUAAUACGUAAAAGAUGGCUUACGAAACUAGGAAUGUAGUACUAGAUUGGCUGAUAGCUCUCGCCUUAGAUUACCGGUUUCAGAUGAUUAGCAUCCCUUUGUUUUUAAUCCAUUGGUCAUGGAGGUUACCUAAGCCGAAAAAGGGAGCAGGAAACAAAUCAGUUGUUGUUACAGGUUGUGAUUCUGGCAUGGGUCACCGCUUGGCCAAGAGAUUUGACGAACUGGGAAUGCACGUGUUUGCAGGCUGUCUAAAUCCAUCAGGACAAGGAGCGCGCAGUUUGAAAGAAUGCUGCUCCUCUCGUCUUCAUAUCCUGCCGAUGGACAUCACAAACGAUGACCAAGUCAAAGAAGCUGUAGCCUACGUUAAAGCUAACAUACCGCACGGAGAAAAAGGCUUGUAUUGCUUGAUCAACAAUGCUGGAGUGCUCUCUUACACAGCGUUUGACUUAAUGACGCAAGAAAUGUGCGAAGAAGUAGUAGGAGUUAAUCUUCUGGGGACAAUAAGAGUUACCAAAUAUUUUCUACCUCUCAUCGCUGCAGCUUCAGGUCGUAUAGUGACGAUCACCAGCAUCUUAGCUCGACUGCCUUGUCCUCGCGUAGCUGUGUAUGCUGCCACGAAACAUGCCUUAAACGGUUUCUUUUCUUCUCUCAGAUAUGAGUUGGCUGAUAUCGGGGUACAUGUUGCCACUGUUGAACCUGGCGAUUUUUCCACAACCACAGAUAUCAUGCAGUGGACGCAGAGUCGUAUAGAAGACAUGUGGCAACAACUGUCUCCAGAGGAGAAAAAAGCAAAACGCCAUCUCUAUGAGCAGACAAAGAAGAAAAUUCAGAAGACAAAAUGUAGUCCUGAACAGCAGGAAAAGAAUUAUAAAGUAUUCCUAGAAGAUAUAGAGGACGCUAUGCUGGCCGAAGAACCUUGCUGGAGAUACGUCAGUGCCCCUGCUAUGGCGCGAUUAAGUCUAUGGUUCUUUAGAAUGUUGCCGGAGCAAUUUACUUAUAAAUUUAUGGCCAAGGCAGUGCAAUGAAACAUUUAAUAAACGACUUCGAAAAGAUUAGUGAAGAAACUGUAUUGUAGUUGGAUGGUGGAAAAUGACUGCAAUCGCUAAAAGAAAUGAACUUUAGCGAUUGCAGUCAUUUGAGUAUGUCAUUUGAGUAUCAGAGUAUGUAACAAAUUUAUGAUUGCUUUUUAUCACAAUAUUUUAUUUUUAUAAAGUACUAUUUGUAAGCUCAUACGUGUGAAGCUUAUCUAUACAUAAGGCUUAUUUUUAAUGACCUUAUUUAUUAUCUUUGCAUUCACAGGACUCAUUUAUAUUAAUCAAAAGUAUUCUUGUAUUGUGAAUGAUAUUAAUUCUCUUUUUGUCUCAGUUGCGAACUAUUAUAUAUAAUGUUACUGCAAUGACCAUUUAAUUUUAUGGUAUAUUUUUCAUUUUCAUCAAAGCAAGCUUACUUUUCCAUCUUAUGUUUAGAAGGCACUCGAUUCUCAAGGAAAACAGCGCUAAAAAUGUGUAUGCGUUGUCUGAGGCCCUAAGAUAUGAAUAAAGCUAUUUUACAUGGAUAACAUAUGGCUUAAAUCAAUAUUUAAAAAAACGUAAAAUGCAUUUUAGUAAGUGCUGAAGUAUAUAAGUUAAUAUUUUUCGAGAAAACUUGAAGACUUACUACUUGCGCUUUGAUUUCUCCUGUAAUAAUAUAACUAUCACUUUUUUUUACCUUGCCUGAUGCUGUUGCUUUUGUUUUACGAUUUAAUAAAAAAUAUAUUAUUAAAACA
Stegodyphus dumicola is the source of this 1897-nucleotide messenger RNA. Its product is annotated as dehydrogenase/reductase SDR family member 9-like. Gene Ontology annotation, cellular component: intracellular membrane-bounded organelle. Gene Ontology annotation, molecular function: oxidoreductase activity. NCBI's taxonomy places the organism in Eukaryota, Metazoa, Arthropoda, Arachnida, Araneae, Eresidae. The record is from RefSeq and is a predicted model, not a curated record. Gene Ontology annotation, biological process: steroid metabolic process.